AUGGGUCGCAAGAAAGCUGUCAAUGAAGAUCUUCUAGCCGACAUCCCUGAUUCAGUUAACGCUCAACCAGCACAAACCCAGCCUCAACCAAAGCAAAAGCCAAAAAGACUUAAGAAGGCUCAGCCUAAGGCAACAAGUGAGAAGACCCCUUCUGCUGCCAAGAAGAGGCCCGCCAAGGCCCAACCAUCCGAAUCUACUAGAUCAAAGAGGCUGAGGUCGUCCUCUGUGACCACCUUGGGGCCAUUAAAAUAUGAUUCCCCCUGGGCCCCGCCAAUCACAAUCGACGACAAGCCAGUUAAGGCUGGUGAUAGCGCCAACGACAUUGAGGUCGGCGUUGCCCUCUCCGCCGCCUUGCUUCUGCUCGAAGAUCUUAAUCGUAAAGGUAGGAUGAGCGAAUACGAAAAUUUUGCUCUAAUGCUGCAGCAUUCCGUUCAAGAGUUAGCCGACAAGACCAGGGAGGUCUCUAAUUUGCAGAAGACCCUCAAAAAGACCAAGGGAAAGAUAAAGACCUUGUCAGAUCAGGCCGAGGCAGCCAUCAAGGCUAAAGAUAAGGCCGAAGAGAAAGCUGAUGCUGCCGAGGCCAUUGCCAAGGUCCUUGAGGCCCAAAAGAAAGAGGCCGAAAAAAAGAUGGUCGAGGCCCAAAAAGAACUUCAGGAUGCUUUGGCCAUAAAAGAGGCCGAGAUCAAGGCCGCUGAUGAGAGGGCGUAUGCUGAGGGGGCGGCCGACGUCAAGGAGGACUACAAAAAGCAAGUGAAGCAGGAAGCUGCUAGGUUCAAGUCCCCUACUCCAAAUGAGCAAGUCCUAAACUUGACUCAGGACGAGGAGGGUGAGGUCCCCAAAAAUGACACUCCUGAGAAGACAACAUCGGACGUGUCCAUUGCCGACAAGAGCAUCGACCAGACUCUCAAAGAGAUCGAUGCCGAGCUUUCUGCCAAGAAGGACGCCGAGAAUAAUUCUCAAAUGUCUUCAGAGCCCCAUCCUACUGCUGAUGCCCAAUAG
Molecule: messenger RNA, 999 nt
Organism: Camellia sinensis
Lineage: Eukaryota; Viridiplantae; Streptophyta; Magnoliopsida; Ericales; Theaceae
Source: RefSeq, a predicted model, not a curated record